Molecule: messenger RNA, 318 nt
Organism: Macrosiphum euphorbiae (potato aphid)
Lineage: Eukaryota; Metazoa; Arthropoda; Insecta; Hemiptera; Aphididae
Source: the annotation of a GenBank genome assembly
AUGGUUUUGGUAACACCCAAGCCCACGAAAACGGAAAGAGAGGAGCCGCCCUGCGUAUUCAUGGACAUCGACCAGACGAUAUUGACGGACGAUGAAGCGCAGCUGCAACCGAACCAUAGUCUCGAGUCCCUUCCUGUCGGGAUAGUGGUUUGCAUGAUUAUUAUUUCAUAUUUAGUUCACCACGCCUCAUAUCUUGUACCCGGUGUAUGGUUAGUCAAAAUGUUCGUCUUUGUCUUCGUCUCCAAGCGUCUUGAAUUGAAUAAUAAUUACCUAUGCUCAGUGAAUUUUGAUAAACAAUAUUAUGUAGAGUCAAAAUAA